Messenger RNA from Dinoponera quadriceps, 5971 nucleotides. It is a transcript of the gene c12.2, whose product is annotated as von Willebrand factor A domain-containing protein 8. The transcript is spliced from 21 exons. The record is from RefSeq and is a predicted model, not a curated record. Gene Ontology annotation, cellular component: cytoplasm. The coding region runs from base 286 to 5832 and encodes 1848 amino acids. Lineage: Eukaryota; Metazoa; Arthropoda; Insecta; Hymenoptera; Formicidae. Gene Ontology annotation, molecular function: ATP binding; ATP hydrolysis activity.
UUGCAUAGAAGAGAAUUUGGUUAAUUUUUUUCCUUAACCAAACGCAUCCAUUCACAUCUUGGCUAUUUGAAAUCUGAUACUGUAGAAAAUUCAAUUGGAAGGUACAUCAUUACGCACACGUGUCACAUGUCGACGAUAACAUUGAAGGACGUAAAUUCAGUUCCACGUGAUUUCACAAUGUCGACAAUCUUAAUCACGCUACUUUGUGAGAUUCUCCGGUGAAUGAUGGACGUUGCUCGUGUGUAGCAUGUUCUUUUAGAAAUACUCAAAGUGUUAAUUUUCGAGAUGUUAUCUAUUUCUUGGAAUUCUUACCGCCUGUCAACAGUAGGCAGAAUCUUGGAACGAUCCACUGGACUUUGGCCUAAUCUUACUUUACCUCUACGUUUUAAAUCAGAAAAUGUAGUCGUCACUAUUGCUGACGUAUCAAAAGAAGUGAGGCCAGUGAAAAAUCCAGAGUAUAUUCCAAGGAGAUAUUUGUUACGCACACAGUCUCAAGAGACAUUGAGACACUUGAAAUGGAUGCUGCAGAAAGAUGUUUUACAUCAAGACAUGUUUCUGAUGGGCGGCCCCGGUAUACGGAGACGAGAGCUGGCUCUGGCCUUUCUGGAACUAACGGGACGGGAAUUGGAGUUCAUUGCGCUCACCCGCGACACUACAGAAGCAGAUCUAAAGCAGAGGAGAGAGAUCAAAAGUGGUACCGCUUACUAUCACGACCAGAGCGCGGUGAGAGCCGCGACCAACGGGCGGGUUCUCGUGAUCGAAGGCGUGGAGAAAGCAGAGCGGAACGUGUUGCCCGUGUUGAACAAUUUGCUGGAAAAUCGCGAGAUGCAUCUGGAGGACGGUAGAUUUCUCAUCCCGGCGUCGCGCUACAACAAGUUAUUGAAGGUGCAUAGCCAAGCGGAAUUAGACGCGUGGCGUCUCGUGCGAGUCAGCGAGGAUUUCAUAGUGAUAGCUCUGGGUCUGCCGUCACCGCGAUACCCUGGCCACCCGUUAGAUCCACCGCUGAGAUCCAGGUUUCAGGCUCGCCACGUCCCGCCACCGACUUUCGAGGAACAAUUCGAUGCCCUGAAAAAUUUAGCGCCGAACGUGGACGCCGGUAAAUUGUCACAAUUACUGUCGUGCGCCCAUGCUUUAAUUAGUCAGGAAGCUGUCACUAUAGGCUUGCCGGAUUUUCCUUUGGACAGUUUGCCGUCGGCUGCUUUAAUUCUGGACAAAAGCCCGGAGUUGCCGGUGUUCGACAUAUUCUAUCGGUUUUACCCGUACAAACUAUUUCUGGGUAAGGAAGGACAGAGCGCGGUGGAGGAUAUCCUUGGUACCUUUAAUGUGCUGGAUGACGCCUCGAAAGAAAGGCGGUCUGUUAAUAGCGAAAUAAACGCCGCCAGGAAAGCCGAUGAUCUCUCGGAAAUUGGCAUAAAGCGCGAUAAUGCGGAAACGUACUUUCACGUCCUCUGCGGCGCGAGUCAGUUGUCUAAUAGCGUAAACAGUGAUGCUUACAUAGAGACUAAUUAUCAGAACAAUUUGUUGGCGAGCAUGCUGGAGUCACAUAUGACGUCCGAUUUCUGUUUGAUCGGGCCGAAAGGCUGCGGCAAGUCCACCACCGUUCGACGGCUCGCUGAUUUAUUAGGAUACCAAGUGGAGCCUAUAGUACUUUAUCAGGAUAUGACUUCUAGGGACCUGAUACAACAACGCACCACGUCAUCCAACGGCGACACGAUCUGGCGAGACUCGCCGCUGGUCGACGCGGCCCUCCGCGGCAAAUUGGCCGUGUUAGACGGAAUCAAUAGGAUUCACUCCAGUACCUUGGCUAUACUUCACAGAUUGGUCCAUGAUCGGGAAUUGCAGCUGCACGACGGCAAGCGACUCGUGCGAGCCGAUCGUUACGACGAGAUCAAGAAAGAAUAUGGCAGGUCCGAGGAAGAGAUGCGCGAUCGCGGUGUUCUGCGAAUCGAUCCCGCCUUCAGGCUGGUAGCUUUGGCCGAGCCGCCGAUCGUUAACAGUUCGUCCGGCCAGUGGUUGAAUUCCGAAUUGCUCAGCUUGUUCCUCUUCCACGAGAUGCGACCGCUCGACCGGCACGAGGAGAUCCACAUUAUUCGCUCGAAGUUCGGCGAACCCGGCCGGGCGUUGUUGAGUAUCAUAGAAUUGGCGCAUCUGCUGCGCUCGUCCAGCGAUCCGACGCUGCAGUCUGUCGCGGGGUCGCUCAGCACCCGGCAGCUGCUGCGGAUCGCCGAGCGGAUGCACCGGUUUCGGUGCGACGACGCUUACGACGCGGUGCAGCGCGCGUGCCUGGCACGUUUCUUGCCGACGAUCGCAAAGCAGGCCCUUGAGGACUGCUGCCGCCGGCUAGGCAUCGUCCCGGCGGCGGCGGCGUCCGCGGAUCUCGAGUGCGCGGUCACGUGGGACACCGUGAAGAUCGGCGACACCGUGGUGGACCGGUACCGCACCGAGGCCCUCAGCAAAGUACCGGACAUCUUGUUCUACGACGUGCCGGAGCACGUCGCGCUGUUGGAGCGGCUGCUACAGGAUUUCAGCCUCGGUCAGAAUCUGCUGCUGGUCGGCAACCAGGGCGUCGGCAAGAAUAAGAUCGUCGACCGGCUGUUGCAGUUGCUGAACAGACCGCGCGAGUACAUACAGCUGCACCGGGACACGACCGUGCAGACACUGACCCUGCAGCCGAUGGUUAGGGACGGCAGGGUUGUUUACGAAGAUUCGCCGCUGGUGCAAGCGGUGAAGCUAGGCCACGUCCUCGUCGUCGACGAGGCGGACAAAGCGCCCACGCACGUGACGUGUAUAUUGAAAACUCUGGUGGAGUCGGGCGAGAUGAUUCUGUCGGACGGCAGACGAAUCGUCCCUCGUCGCGACGACGGCGACGCGCCUCGCGCGAACAUCAUACCCGUGCACCCGGACUUCAGGAUGAUAGUGUUGGCGAACCGGCCGGGUUUCCCGUUCCUCGGCAACGACUUCUUCGGGGCGCUGGGCGACCUCUUCAGCACGCAUUCCGUCGAUAAUCCGAGUACACGCAGCGAGAUCCACUUGCUGAGGCAAUACGGCCCGCAUGUCGACGAGCUGGUGAUAAAUAAGUUGGUGAGAGCCUUCGGCGAGCUGAGAAGUAUGGCCGAUCAAGGUCUGGUCGCGUAUCCUUACUCGACUCGCGAAGUAGUCAACGUAGUUAAGCAUUUGGAGAAAUUUCCGAACGAGCCGUUAGGCAACGUAGUGCGCAACGUCUUCGACUUCGAUCGAUACAGCCAGGAAGUGUUCGACACUCUGGUAACUGUGCUUCAUAAGCAUGGGAUUCCCGUUGGGACGAGCCCGACUAAUGUUGCCUUAGCUAAGGAAAUAUCUCUACCCGAGAUGAAGAUCUGCGGUAGUUGGAACGUCCUCGACGCGCUCGAGAGUGUACCCGUUCAGGAAAGGUACGUUAAGUUAAAGUCACCGGAGUUUCCGGAACAGAACGACCGGACUCUGGAUCGAGUUGAAGCCAGAUCGGCUUGGUUUACGGAGCAACAGAGUUACUGGACGGUACCUAUUGGCGAAAACAGUGCGGUGACUGCUUUAACAGUCGCGGGUGGAAGUAAAGGGGAUGGUAUGGACGAUAAGAUUCACGUUCUCACGACGAAUCCUUUGAGCGUAUUUAGCAUGACGCCGGCAUCCGAACAGAUACGUGAGACGUCGUUGCAGGGCUUAAUUAGUCCUUCUCGAGGCAAAUUGCCGUAUUACAGUGUCGCGGUCGACAAAUCCGGGAAUGUUUUGGUUCACGAAGAAACCAGUAAUUCCACACUCAUGGUAAACAUAGACGACGGCUCCGUCCGGGAACUGCAGACUUCGUCCAUGCUGGACAUCGCCAGCGACCGAAUAUCAAGCGCCUUCGGGAGCACGGGUCCUCAAUGGAAGAUGAAGGCGGACUUGUUGUCGUCGCAUAAUCUGCUCGUCUUCUUCACGCACGGCCAAAAUAAGAUCGACGUGCUCGAUCUGCGGACCAUGUUCGCUUGCUCGAUGAAUCUGCCGUGCGACGUCGAGUCGCUCUCGCUCGCCUCCGACAAGAAAUGGCUGAUUCAGGACACGUCGAAGAACAAGUACGUUCUCGCGAAAUCCUCGGACGCCGAUCCGUGCCCGAACGUCUUGCGCGAACUGAACGAAUCUAACAGCGCGUACCUGAAGGCCGGUAGUGUCCUGAGCUGCGGCAAGAGCAGCCUGUCCGAGGCCGACCUGAGCGAGGCUCUGCAGCAGAGAAUCAGCUCUCCGAAUCGAGUCGUAGUGACCGAUAACACGUACGCCGGCAUUGCGGUAGGCUUUCCCGAUUUAGACGGCUCUAACGACCUACACUUCUGGCCGAGGAAAGGGAGCACGCGUAGCUUUAUGACGCCCAUCGUUACGCAGCACGGGCGAGUGAUUAGAACCGUCUCGCCCGAUCAGGUUCCCGAUGAAGUGUGUCCCAAAGAUAAGAGACGCAUGGGGAUUUCCGGUUACUUGGAGAUAGUCGACACAGUGCGCCGGAAACUGCGUUACAUACCUAUCCCGGAACCGGUCAAUGUCUCGCCGUUGACGCAAUGGCUGUACUCGAAGGACCUUCCGCUUUAUGCGUCGCUUACGUCGAACGAAGGUCUUGUCACAAUAGACGCCGGUGGCUGCGUCCGCUUAUGGGAGACGUCCGUUACGAACGUAGAAAAGUCGUUGGGGGCUUGGCGCAAAAUGAUCGACAGCGGGGAGGAGAGGUUGCAGAUUACCAAAGAGAGAUACUCGGGUCUGGACGUGAGCGGGCCGAAGCACGGGAAGGUCGACGAAAAGAACGAACCCCACGUGGGCGGCAAUACUUGGGCCGGAGGGACUGGAGGUAGAGACACGGCGGGCUUGGGCGGCAAAGGGGGGCCUUACCGUUUGGACGCCGGGCACACGGUGCAUCAGCUCAGCGACGAGGAGAAGAAUGCGGUGCCGGAACACAUAAGGAAGGCUGCCCGCGAGAUGGGCCUGCGCGCCUUCAAACAACGGCUGAAGGAUAUCCGGAUGAGCGAAUACGAUCACAAAUUGUACAGCCAGUUUAGCGACGCCGUUUAUAACCAGGUGCAGGCCUUGAGGGUGAUCCUAGGCACGCUCCAGGCGAAGAGCAACGAGCGGCAGUGGUGCAAGCACCAGACGUCCGGCGAGCUGGACGAUACGAAAUUAAUCGAAGGAUUAGCGGGCGAGAAAACGAUUUACCGGCGCAGAGCGGAGAAGGAGCCGGAGAUUGGCGCUCCGCAAUUAAAACCGAAGCGGUUGAAACUGGUGGUGGAUGUGUCCGGUAGCAUGUACAGGUUCAAUAGCUACGACGGUCGGCUCGAUCGCGAGUUGGAGGCUUGUGUCAUGGUAAUGGAGGCUUUUAGCGGGCACGAGGGAAAGUUUCAAUACGACAUCGUCGGUCAUUCCGGCGACGAUUAUCGUAUUGUCUUUGUCAAUCGUGCGGAACCGCCGACGGAUAAUAAGCGUAGGCUGGAGGUGGUUAAGACAAUGCACGCUCACUCGCAAUUUUGCUUGUCCGGCGAUAAUACAUUGGAGGCGACGCAGCACGCAAUUGCGAGCCUGGCAAAGGAGGAUUCCGACGAGUCCAUCGUAGUCGUUCUUUCGGACGCGAAUCUAGAACGUUACGGCAUCUCGCCCGAGCGAUUCGCGAGGGUAUUGAUGUCUAACAUGGACGUGAAUGCCUACGCCAUCUUCAUCGGAUCACUGGGUGAUCAAGCGACUAGGCUGAUAAAGAAGAUGCCUUCUGGUCGCGCGUUCGUGUGCAUGGACCUUAAGAAUAUACCGCGGAUCCUACAGCAGAUAUUCUCCGCGUCGGUUCUAAGUACGACGCGGUCGACUUAACGCACAUCGAUUAUAUAGAGAAAAUAAUUUCCCGCGUAGAAAAAUCAUCAAGGUGAACAACGUAAACGGUUAUUCUGACACAUGAUCGCGUUUGUACAAUCACUGUAAACCUCUGUAAAUAAAAGCUCUUUCUAAUUUU